CGCCUGCUGCUCCUUCCAGGGAAUAACGUGUGAACAGUCUGAACAGUUUUCCUCAGAGACGUCUGCUGAAGAAACCAGUCAUAUACUGAGCUUGUUGCAGAAAUGCCUCAGCUGUCUGUCCUGCUGCCUCUGACAGGCCUUUUCUUCCUGCUCUCCUCAGUACUUGGCUCAGAAGUUAAUGCUACUGUUUUCCACUCAGUGCCCUAUCCAGUGACCUGUACAACACGUGGCGCAGACCUGACCCAGGACACCCUGGUGGUUUUAUGUCCACCACAGUGCACACAGUGGAGGACGUCUGUGUUUGGGACAGGAGUCUAUGCUGCUGUCUCAUCCAUCUGUGGAGCUGCAGUCCACAGAGGUAUCCUGGGCCCAGCUGGGGGCCCUGUUAGGGUUCAUAGGCUGCAGGGACGGCACAACUACAUCAGCUCGUAUGCCCACGGUAUACACUCACAGGCCCUGUCUCACUGGACCGCCUCCUUCAGCCUCACCAAGCCAAUUAACGUUCCACAGGAGCUGACCAGCGAGACCAGUACCACAGCUCUUCCUGCAGCUGCGCGACCAGUAAAGAAACUGCUGAAGAAGCCAUCAGUGAAAAAAGCCCUGGCAGGUGGGAAUAAAGAUUGUCAGAUGGACAUUGCGAUGGUGAUUGACAGCAGCAGCAAUAUUGGGCAGCGGAGGUUUAACCUGCAGAAGAACUUUAUUGCCAAACUGGCAGCCAUGCUAAGAGUUGGACCAAUAGGACCUCAUAUUGGUUUAAUACAGGCCAGUGACUCUCCCAGGACAGAGUUCCUACUGACUAACUACACUCAACCUAAAGAGCUGUUGUUUGCUAUCAAGGAGCUGGCCUACCUAGGAGGAGACUCCAAUACAGGUAAAGCCAUCAUGCAUACAGCAGAGACCUUUUUCUCCCAGGAGAAUGGGGGGAGAAGGGGUCACCCCCGGGUCAUGAUGGUGUUAAUUGAUGGCUGGCCAUCUGAUGACCUGGACCAGGCGGCCAUGUUGGCCAGAGAGAGUGGGAUCAAUGUCUUUCUGGUGUCUGUGGCCAAACCAGCGCCUGAAGAGCUCAGCAUGGUUCGAGACAAAGACUUCAUGAAGAAGGCUGUGUGUAAAGAUAACGGUUUCUUCAGUUAUCCAAUCCCCAGCUGGUUCAGCACCACCAAACACAUCAGACCUCUCACUCAGAGACUCUGUUCACUAGACGGCCUGCUCUGUAGUAAAACCUGUUACAAUUCUGUGAACAUCGGCUUUCUCAUCGACGGUUCGUCUAGCGUUGGGGAUGGAAACUUCCAACUUGUCCUGGAAUUCCUAGCAGGAAUUGCAAGAAGCUUUGAAGUCUCUGAUGUGGGAGCUCACAUUGGUGCAGUGCAGUUCACCUAUGAGCAGAGGCUAGAGUUUGGCCUGUCUGACUACUCAAACAAGGACGAUGCCAUCAAUGCUCUGAGAAGGAUCUCCUACAUGAGUGGAGGAACAUCGACUGGUUCAGCCAUAAGCUACACCACUCAGAACCUGUUCAGGCGAACAGGACCGGGUCGUAAUUUUCUCAUAGUGGUGACAGAUGGCCAAUCAUACGAUGACGUCAGAGGCCCAGCAAUGGCUGCACAUAAGCAAGGCAUUACCAUCUUCUCAGUGGGCGUGGCGUGGGCACCCCUAGAUGAUCUCAAAGCGAUGUCAUCAGAGCCAAAGGACACCCACACUUUCUUCACCAGAGAGUUCAGCGGCCUUUCUGAGUUUAUCCCACCACUGGUCCGAGGCAUUUGCAGAGACUUCACUGAGAAUAACUGAGAACACACACAAGGGUUUGUAUUUCUUUACUUGUGAGGAGCCUUACCUUGUUGUUCAUCCUCAUUAGAAAGCGCUGAUUAAAGUCACAUUAACGACCAUUACAUUCACAUAAACACUCUCAGAACAACAUGCUUAUCUACAGUGACAAAAGUUUCUACAGUAACAUCUUUUAUAUAUCUUAUUUCUUAUAUUCUUUUACACUGUGUACUCAGACGUAAAGAAACAGACAUGUUGAAGGACAAUGGAUUUUCCUACAAUUUCCUACACAAAGUGUCCAACACUUGUUUUUUGUGACUACAACCACUUAUUUAAAUGUAUAAUCUCUAUUAAAUCAAUUAUGUUACCUGAACUGAUUUGCUCACACCGACACUUAACAGCAUACUUUAACUGAUAUUGUUUGCACCUAAAGUAUGAAAACCCCACCACCUAUUUACUACAAGACACAGCUCUCUAUGAAAUCAUGAACAUCCCCCCCAGCACAUUAUAACAGUGCAAUGGUUCAAAGUUUCACGAGCUAAAUAAUGACUCAAUGCCUUAAAAAUACACUUCUCCUUAUAAAACUUGCCAUUAGCUAAACCAAUCAUAAAUUCAAGAACAUACAUACAUACAUCUGUAUAUAUACUGUACACAUUUAUUUUCAAAUACAGAAAACACAUUAAUGUACAUAAAGAACUCUUACACAUUAAAAUAUUAUUUCUAUUUACAUUUUUCAACAAGCUGUUGGAAAAUCAUUCAAAAAUCAACUAAUUAAUAACAAUAAUUAGUUGUCUAUGUGAAAAUAUCAGUAACUCCUCACAAUGACAAGUCUAAUCUGAAGCCAUAACCAUUACAGUGUGUAGCUAUAAUUAAAAUGGAAUUUUAAAAAAGCUAUAUGAAGGCAGAAAACAAUGUGAAAGAAAAUUGCUAAACAAUAAUCUUCGAUCAGGUUUGAUUGUUUGAGAAAAAUGCUAGCUUUGUGCUAUAAAAGUUUUAAAAUAGGUUUGAGCUAUUGAGGGUAAACGUAAUAUAUUUAUAAUCCAUGAAAUACAUUAAAUGCAGCAUUAUACUACAUUUUAAGCCCAAAAUACAAUCCCCAUUGUUAACUAACAUUUACAUGAAAUAGGCCUUCUAAUUUUGAGUAAAAAGAAUACUUUUCAAAGGUUACUUUGUAAAUAUGUUUUUUUUUUUUAAAUAUAUAUCACGGGUAAUCCACUAGCAUUGGUUUGUACAUUCAUGUUUAUAUCACAAAGCUGCUAAGAGACUAUUCUGGAAUAUUUUCUAACAGCUAACAGUUUGUAGACAGAGCAGCUCUCCUGAUGAAUGUUUGUCUUGAAAAGCUUGCCAGGGGUGAAAGCUUUGCACAGCAGUCAUUUCCUGCAGGAAGGUGUAUAAAAUCCUCUAGUUUUUUUUUCUAUUUUUUCUUUGUCUGAUUUGUAGCAUCAACUUUUUAUGUAGACUAACCCAUGUUUUUAACUCACACUCUCAGCCUUGCUCCAAUAUGAUUACAUGACUUUCUUUUGGUAUAUGUUUUACUGGUGAUUUUUUGUUAAAUUCUGC
This is a messenger RNA of Oreochromis aureus, 3318 nucleotides long. It is a transcript of the gene coch, whose product is annotated as coagulation factor C homolog, cochlin (Limulus polyphemus). Lineage: Eukaryota; Metazoa; Chordata; Actinopteri; Cichliformes; Cichlidae. The transcript has 15 exons. The record is from RefSeq and is a predicted model, not a curated record. Bases 103 to 1782 code for a protein of 559 amino acids.